Molecule: messenger RNA, 4401 nt
Organism: Penicillium expansum
Lineage: Eukaryota; Fungi; Ascomycota; Eurotiomycetes; Eurotiales; Aspergillaceae
Product: pleiotropic drug resistance family ABC transporter
Exons: 5
Coding region: 1-4401 (1466 amino acids)
Biological process (GO): transmembrane transport
Cellular component (GO): membrane
Molecular function (GO): ATP binding; ATP hydrolysis activity; ABC-type transporter activity
Source: RefSeq, a predicted model, not a curated record
AUGGAAAACAUGCCUGACAAUGCGGCCGUUGAUACCCCCGGCUCAGAGACCCCAGUUUCGGAGUCCGGGGAUGAUCGCGACAGGCAAAUCACCACUCUUGCACGUUCUCUCUCGCAACUUUCACGGCAAAGCAGCGUCAACACUACUCAACCCACAGAGGGGGUCAACACCUUCCUCGACACCACUGACCCAGAGCUAGAUCCCAAUAGUGACCAGUUUAAAUCACGCAAAUGGGUGAAGAACAUUGUCCAGAUGACCUCUCGCGACCCAGACCGGUACCCGCGUCGCACAACUGGUGCCUCCUUCCGCAACCUCAAUGUUUUCGGAUACGGCACCGCGGCUGACUAUCAGAUGGACUUUGCCAACUUCUGGCUCAAAGGCGCAGGGUGGUUCCGCAGUCUCUUUAACUUGCAGAACAAAGUCCGCAUUGACAUCCUGCGGGACUUCGAAGGCAUUGUUCACAGUGGUGAGAUGCUAGUUGUACUAGGUCGCCCAGGAAGCGGAUGCUCUACCUUCCUCAAAACCAUUGCCGGAGAGACGCAUGGUCUCUACCUCGACAAGGAGAAAGGGUCCGAGGUGCAGUAUGAUGGCAUAUCCUGGGACGACAUGCACAGCCGCUUCCGCGGCGAGGUCAUCUACCAAGCCGAAACCGAAACCCACUUCCCCCAACUGACUGUCGGUGAUACACUGCUGUUUGCCGCUUACGCUCGAGCGCCGAGUAACCGACUUCCCGGUGUUACACGCGACCAGUAUGCAGUGCAUAUGCGAGACGUGGUAAUGGCAAUGCUUGGCUUAACCCACACUAUGAACACCAAGGUUGGCAAUGAGUUCAUUCGAGGUGUAUCCGGUGGGGAAAGGAAGCGGGUCAGUAUCGCCGAAACCACUCUGUGUCGAUGUCCGUUGCAGUGUUGGGACAACAGCACUCGCGGACUUGACAGCUCAACGGCACUGGAAUUUGCAAAGAACAUCCGCCUGUCCACGGACUAUAGUGGAUCUACCGCUAUAGUCGCAAUUUAUCAAGCGAGUCAGUCCAUCUACGACCUGUUUGACAAAGCAAUUGUUCUCUACGAAGGCCGUCAGAUCUAUUUCGGCAGUGCGCCCAAUGCACGACUCUUCUUCAUCAAGAUGGGAUUCCACUGCCCAGAGAGACAAACCACCGCCGACUUCCUUACUUCUCUCACCAGCCCUUCAGAACGUCUCGUUCGCCCCGGAUUUGAAGACUCCGUUCCGCGCACACCCGAUGAGUUCGCAGCACGCUGGAAGGAAAGCCCAGAGCGUAAGCAGCUUCUCGCUGAGAUUGCAGCAAACACAGCCGGAAAUACUACCGGAGAAACAAAGCUUGAGGAAUUCGGUCGCUCUCGCGCAGCAGACAAACCCUGGUUUACUCGUUCAGUCUCCCCAUACACACUCUCGUUCCCGAUGCAAAUCCGCCUGUGCCUUUGGCGAGGGUGGUUGCGGCUCAAAGCAGACUGGGCUAUGACCAUUGCCACACUCUUCGGAAAUGUUGGCAUGUCUCUGAUCAUUUCCAGUCUCUUCUACGAUACACCGGACAACACCGACAGCUUCUACAAGCGUGGAUGCCUACUUUUCUUUGCCAUCAUGAUCAGUGGUUUCUCUAGCUCACUGGAAAUCAUGAUCAUGUGGCAGCAGCGGCCGAUCGUGGAAAAGCAUCGCAAGUACGCACUAUACCACCCCUCGGCGGAAGCCAUUAGCGCGUACAUUGUGGAACUUCCAUCAAAGAUCUUGCUGGCAGUUGUAUUCAAUUUGAUCAUCUAUUUUCUACCUCAUCUUCGGCGCACUCCGGCCCAUUUCUUCAUCUUUUUCCUCUUUUCGGCAACAACGACCCUCGUGAUGUCCAAUAUCUUCCGGUUUAUCGGCGCAAUCUCGCGGUCUGUGGCUCAGGCCAUGCCUCCUGCUUCGGUCUUCAUGCUUAUCCUAGUCAUUUACACCGGGUUUACCAUUCCUGUCCGAGACAUGCACCCUUGGUUCCGGUGGCUCAAUUACGUGAACCCGAUUGCUUACGCCUUUGAGGCGCUGAUGAUCAAUGAGUUUGGCGGACGGUCUUUCUCUUGCUCGAACUUUGUCCCGGGUGGCCUGGAUAUUUACAAAGAUGCCCCUCUGAGCUCUAAAAUCUGCUCACAAAAGGGUGCUGUGGCAGGCCAAGAUUUCAUUGAUGGAGAGACAUACAUCAACACAACCUACCAAUACUACAGCCCACAUCUGUGGCGAAACUUCGGGAUUCUCUGCGCUUUCUUCGUCGCAUUCUUUGGGCUGUACGUCUUCUGCAGCGAGCUCAUCCGAGCUGAACCAUCCAAAGGUGAGGUUUUGGUGUUCCCACGCGGCAAGAUGCCCGCUUUUGCCAAGAAUGUUCGAACAGACGAUCCCGAGGAGAUCAUUGCAUCAGAGAAAGGUGCAGUUGCCAGUGAGCCUCAGGACACAACUGCAGCAAUUGUUCGCCAAACUUCCAUCUUCCACUGGGAGAAUGUGUCUUAUGAAAUCAAGAUCAAGGGGACUCAGCGACGUAUCCUGGACAGCGUGGAUGGUUGGGUCAAACCCGGCACUUUGACGGCCUUGAUGGGUGUCACUGGUGCAGGAAAGACAUCCUUGCUCGAUGUAUUGGCUGAUCGUGUCACUAUUGGCAUCGUCUCCGGUCAGAUGCUUAUUGAUGGCCGGCUACGCGACGAUUCUUUCCAGCGGAAGACGGGUUACGUGCAGCAACAGGAUCUGCAUCUGGAGACUAGUACUGUUCGUGAAGCCCUAGUUUUCAGCGCUCUUCUACGCCAGCCUGCCACCAUUCCUCGCCAGGAAAAGAUUGCAUACGUUGAAGAGGUCAUUCAAAUGCUCGGUAUGGAAGAAUACGCAGAUGCCGUGGUCGGCGUUGCUGGUGAGGGCCUCAAUGUGGAGCAGCGUAAGCGGUUGACAAUCGGCGUGGAACUUGCAGCCAAGCCAGAUUUGCUGCUAUUCUUUGACGAACCCACUUCGGGUCUGGAUAGUCAAACCGCUUGGUCAAUCUGUACCCUGAUGCGCAACUUGGCCGACCACGGUCAGGCUGUACUGUGUACCAUUCACCAACCUUCCGCAAUGCUGAUGCAGCAGUUCGACCGCCUAUUGUUUCUUGCUAAAGGAGGACGCACAGUGUAUUUCGGCGACCUUGGUCCGAACAUGGAAACAUUGAUCAAAUACUUCGAAGACAAAGGAUCGCCCAAGUGUCCACCAAACGCAAACCCGGCCGAAUGGAUGCUCGAGGUCAUCGGAGCUGCGCUAGGCUCUCAUGCGAACAAAGAUUGGGCUCAGCAAUGGACCAACAGCCCCGAGCGUGCAGAGGUUCGCAGACAAUUGGCUGAAAUGAAGGGAGAGUUGUCCAAUAACCCUGCACCACUGCGGGCUGCAGGGUUCGGUGAAUUUGCUAUGCCAAUCUGGUAUCAGUUCCUCGUUUGUACUCAACGCACAUUCCAACAGUACUGGAGAUCUCCGUCGUAUCUGUACGCCAAAGUUCUCACCUGCACUAUUCCCCCACUGUUCCUCGGAUUUACGUUCUGGCACAUGCCCACCAGUCUUCAGGGGCUGCAGAAUCAAAUGUUCGCAAUCUUCAUGCUUCUCGUCAUCUUCCCCGGUCUGGUCCAGCAGAUGAUGCCAUCCUUCGUCACACAGCGUGCUUUGUAUGAGGUGCGCGAACGGCCUUCGAAGGCCUACUCGUGGAAGGCAUUCAUGAUGGCCAGUAUCCUCGUGGAGCUGGUAUGGAACAUUUUAAUGUCGGUGCCAAUCUUUUUCUGCUGGUACUACCCAAUCGGGUUUUAUCGCAAUGCAGAGCCUACAAACGCCGUCAUCGAACGAAGCGGCAUCAUGUACCUGCUCGUUUUACAGUUCAUGAUGUUUACUUCGACUUUCAGCUCGAUGAUGAUUGCAGGAAUUGAAGAGCCCGAUACUGGCAGCAAUAUUGCUCAGUUCAUGUUCUCCCUUUGCUUGGUCUUUAACGGCGUACUGGCAAAUUCCUCCGACAUGCCUCAUUUCUGGAUCUUCAUGAACCGGGUAUCGCCAUUUACCUACUUUGUGUCAUCCGUGCUCUCGACGGGCCUGACUGGGACUUCGGUGGAAUGUUCUGAUAUCGAGUGGCUCACUAUUUCGCCUCCAGAUGGACAGAGUUGCGGCAGUUAUCUGGAACCUUACAUCAAGGCUGUAAACGGGGCAUUGCUCAAUCCUGAGGCGUCAGUGGAUUGCAAGAUCUGCCCAAUGUCGAAAACAGACCAGUUCCUCAAAGGUCUCAAUAUGUCGUACUCGGAUGUUAGGCGCAACAUCGGGCUGCUGUUUGCCUACGUGGCGUUCAACAUUGUCGGUGCGCUCUUCCUGUACUGGCUCUGCCGCGUCCCUAAGCAUUGGCGGCGCAAGCUCGGCAAGACCUAA